Molecule: messenger RNA, 3574 nt
Organism: Neltuma alba
Lineage: Eukaryota; Viridiplantae; Streptophyta; Magnoliopsida; Fabales; Fabaceae
Product: potassium transporter 7-like
Exons: 10
Coding region: 322-2874 (850 amino acids)
Biological process (GO): potassium ion transmembrane transport
Cellular component (GO): plant-type vacuole; vacuolar membrane
Molecular function (GO): potassium ion transmembrane transporter activity
Source: RefSeq, a predicted model, not a curated record
UUGUUCGUGUACUGUCCGAUCAAAAUUUGACCUUUUUAACUCGAAAAGAAGCUACGGCCUACGAGUUGGACACAUACACCCCCAUGUCCGCUCCAUUUUUGUCCUGGAGGGCGUAAGCGUGACCGCCAACUUAAACUGAAUGCAAUUAUACCUCAUGAAUCCGACAAUGGCACACUGAAUCGCACAGACUUAACUGGUUUUGUCUCCCAGUUUUGCUUCAAAUGGCAAAAUCUGAUAUUUUAUAGUUUUUUCUGUUCACUUUGAUGUAUUUGUAGCUGUUGUCACGUUUAAACCUUGCGAUUGAGCUUUCUCUUCCCGGGCAUGACGGUGGAGGGAGGAUUGGAGAGUGGUGUGAACAUUGGCGGGUCUUCCAUGGAUUCCAUUGAAUCCCGGUGGGUUUUUCAGGAGGAGGAUGAAUUGGAGGGUGAGUGCGAUGAAGAUGAAUAUGAGGAUGACGCUUAUUCGCGGCAUUAUACCAUGUUGGAUUCCGAGGACGAGGAGGACGAUGAGCCGAGACUGGUUAGGACUGGCGCACGAAUCGAUCCCUUCGAUGCUGAAGCUCUUGAGGUCUCUGGUACUCAGAGGAGUGACAAUGAGAAUGUGGGUGUGGGAAGGAGUAUUUAUUUGGCUAUUAAGACCCUCGGUCUUAUCUUUGGAGAUGUGGGAACAAGCCCAUUAUAUACCUUCAGUGUCAUGUUUAGAAAGGCCCCUAUUGAUGGAAAUGAAGACAUUCUUGGAGCAUUAUCACUUGUCCUGUACACCUUAAUCUUAUUUCCUCUAUUGAAGUAUGUCCUCGUUGUUCUAUGGGCUAAUGAUGGUGGUGAAGGUGGCACUUUUGCCUUGUACUCCUUGAUUUGUCGUCAUGCUAAGGUUAGUCUUCUUCCGGAUCAGUUGCCGUUAGAUGCUCGCAUGUCAUCAGACGCUCCCAUAUCAAAAUUUAGGCUAAAGGUGCCAACUCCUGAGCUUGAAAGGUCAAUAAAAAUCAAGGAAAGACUUGAAACUUCACUGACUCUGAAGAAGCUUUUACUAGCAUUAGUACUGGCUGGUACAUCUAUGGUAAUAACUAACGGAGUUGUUACGCCAGCAAUAUCAGUAAUUUCUUCUGUUGGCGGUUUGAAGGUGAGGGUAGAUGCAAUCAAGCAAGAUAAAGUGGUGAUGAUUUCAGUUGCCUGCCUUGUCAUUUUGUUCAGUGUACAGAAGUAUGGAACAAGUAAAGUGGGACUUCUUGUAGGACCAGCUUUGUUAAUAUGGUUUUGUUCUCUUGCUGGCAUUGGGAUCUACAAUCUUUUCAAAUAUGACAGCAGCGUCUUGAGGGCAUUUAAUCCUAUCCAUAUAUAUCACUUCUUUGAGAGGAAUUCAACUAAAGCAUGGUAUUCUCUAGGGGGCUGUCUUCUGUGUGCAUCGGGUUCUGAGGCCAUGUUUGCAGAUCUUUGCUACUUCUCUGUACAAUCAGUUCAGCUUACCUUUUUCUUUCUUGUUCUGCCAUGCCUACUAUUGGGUUAUUUGGGUCAAGCUGCUUACCUGAUGGACAACCAUGCUGAUGCUGGUGAUGUUUUUUUCUCUUCUAUCCCAAGUGGUGUGUUCUGGCCAAUGUUCCUCAUCGCUAACAUUGCUGCAAUGAUUGCAAGUCGGACCAUGACGACUGCCACCUUUUCAUGCAUAAAACAAUCUAUUGCGCUUGGGUGUUUCCCUCGCCUUAAAAUAAUUCAUACCUCUCGGAAAUAUAUGGGUCAGAUCUAUAUCCCUGUUAUUAACUGGUUCCUUUUGGCUGUUUCACUGGUGCUUGUCUGCUCUAUAUCCAGGAUCGAAGAGAUUGGAAAUGCAUAUGGCAUUGCAGAGCUCGGAGUGAUGAUGAUGACAUCUGUUUUAGUUACCCUCAUAAUGCUUCUUAUAUGGCAGACGCACAUAAUCAAAGUGCUCCUUUUUAUGACAGUCUUCUUGGGAUUGGAGUUGACUUAUUUUUCGUCGGUUCUGUUGAGCAUUACAGAUGGAAGUUGGAUAAUAUUGGUUUUUGCCAUAACAAUGUUUCUUAUCAUGUAUGUAUGGACUUAUGGUAGCAAGCUCAAAUAUGAAACUGAAGUCAAGCAAAAGUUAUCAAUGGAUUUGAUGCGGCAAUUAGGCUGUAAUCUGGGAACAGUUCGAGCACCUGGCAUUGGUUUGAUUUAUAAUGAGUUGGCCAAAGGAAUUCCAUCAAUUUUCGGCCAUUUUCUGACCUCGCUUCCAGCAAUACAUUCCUUGAUUAUAUUUGUGUGUAUGAAGAGUGUUCCAGUUCCAGUGGUGCCCCAAAAUGAAAGAUUCGUUUUCCGGAGAGUCUGCCGAAGAAGCUACCAUAUCUUUCGUUGUAUUGCCAGGUAUGGUUACAAAGAUGUGCCGAAAGAAAAUCAACAAGUUUUUGAGCAGAUUCUGAUUGAGAGCCUAGAGAAGUUUGUCCGUCAAGAGGCUCUCGAGCGAUCAUUGGAAAGUGACAGGGAUGAUAGCGAUUCAGAGGAUGAGUACUCUAAGGUUCUCGUUGCUCCCAAUGGGAGUGUUUACUCUCUUAGUGUUCCUCUCCUGGCUAGCUACAAUAAUGCAAGCAAGCCUGUUUCCAUAACCAGCACAUCAGAGGUGAGCCCAGCAUCUUCUAGUCUUCCUGCUUUUGAUGCAGAGCAGAGUCUUCAAAGGGAGCUAUCCCUCCUGCGUGUGGCUAAAGAAUCUGGAGUUGUUUAUCUUCUUGGUCAUGGAGAUAUAAGAGCAAGGAAGGAUUCAUGGUUUAUCAAAAAGCUAGUUAUAAACUAUUUUUAUGCCUUUUUGAGAAAGAAUUGCAGGAGGGGGACUGCAAAUUUAGCUGUGCCCCACACACGCCUGAUUCAGGUUGGCAUGACUUACAUGGUGUGACACAGUUCUGGAACCAAAUAAAGCAAAUGCCAAUUUCUUUGGUGGCAGAGAGUGAGGCUUGGAAAAUGCAGUUCGGAAUGCGAAGUUUGAAAUGAUUGCUUGAUGAUUUCCGGCUAAUUGAAUUCCCUUACAGCCAAAUACCUAUCUAGCUUUGGGUCUGAAAAUUGUUUUGACGCUUGCCUGGAAAUGUGGGGUUGAAAUAGGCGGAGACAAACGAAUCAGAGUACCAAAAAAAUCUUUGGUUGUUCAGUAGGUAUCCUGUGAGUGUGUCAAUUUUUUCCCAAUUUUUUUAGUAUUUGAAAUAAAAAUUUAAAUGUGUCGGGUUUCAAAGGCUUAAGAAAGGUUCAGACAGGCUUACAACUCAGAACAUUUAUAAAAAUGUCGAUAAAUUAGUCACCAAUGGGAUCCUCACUUUAGCCAUGAAAUUCAAAUCCAUUUCCUUGUAGGAGAUGAAACCAUACUUUACCUGCUGGGCUAACCUCUGAAGAUGUGAAUGGCUGUAAUUUUACAAUGUAGGAUGAGCAUGACAUCAGUAAUGGUCAGAGUUUUGUACAGUGGCAUUUUAUACCGUCUUAUUUCGUUAUCCUGUUUUCCGUGACAAGUUUCUGUAAAACUAAAAUAGUUUAGCGGUAGAAUCCAUGGUAUGUUCUGCUUGUUGGAAAAAAGAUGGGAUGCUUGAAGAAAAGUUAUUUUGCUGCUA